Messenger RNA from Zymoseptoria tritici IPO323, 2564 nucleotides. Its product is annotated as dolichyl-phosphate-mannose--protein mannosyltransferase. Lineage: Eukaryota; Fungi; Ascomycota; Dothideomycetes; Mycosphaerellales; Mycosphaerellaceae. Bases 21 to 2360 code for a protein of 779 amino acids. Gene Ontology annotation, biological process: protein O-linked glycosylation via mannose. The transcript is spliced from 3 exons. Gene Ontology annotation, cellular component: endoplasmic reticulum; membrane. The record is from RefSeq and is a predicted model, not a curated record. Gene Ontology annotation, molecular function: dolichyl-phosphate-mannose-protein mannosyltransferase activity.
GCGGCUGAUCACGACACGCCAUGUCCUCUCCCCAGAGCACGGUCCGCCAACGAGGGCCUAAAGACAAGAGUCGCCCAGUGACACCGAACGCAGCCGCAUUGAAUGGCAAGGUCGAGGAUACCUUGGACUCGGUGAAAAAGUCGGGAAAAGAGGCUGUCAAGAGUGAAUGGGACUACAAGCUUGGUUUCACAAUCAUCACGAUCCUCGCAUUCCUGACGCGCUUCUGGGGCAUCAGCCAUCCCGACCAGGUUGUGUUCGAUGAGGUGCACUUUGGCAAGUUCGCCUCGUAUUACCUCCAACGCACCUACUUCUUCGAUGUCCACCCUCCCUUUGGCAAGCUACUUUUCGCAUUCGCCGGCUGGCUCGUUGGAUACGAUGGCUCCUUCCUCUUCGAGAACAUCGGCGACUCGUACAUCACCAACCACGUGCCUUACGUGGCAUACCGAUCCAUGCCAGCGCUGAUGGGCGCGCUGACAGUUUCAACUGUAUACCUGAUCAUGUGGGAGUCUGGAUACAGUCUGCCUGCUGCCAUCCUGGCCUCUUCGCUCGUGCUUUUCGACAACGCGCACAUUGGUCAGACUCGUCUGAUUCUCCUCGACGCGACUCUAGUGCUGUUCAUGGCGCUGAGCAUCCUUUGCUACAUUCGAUUCUACAAGCUCCGCCACGCGCCAUUCGGAAGGAAGUGGUGGAAGUGGCUCCUGCUCACUGGAGUAUGCAUGAGCUGUGUCAUCAGCACGAAAUACGUGGGAGCUUUCACCUUCUUCUCCAUUGGCGUGCCGGUCUUGAUCGAUCUCUGGGAGUUGAUGGAUGUCAACCGCAAGCAAGGAGCUCUGACGCUGCCGACAUUCUUCAAGCACUUUGCUGCACGUGUCAUCGGUCUGAUCAUUGUGCCCUUCAUGAUGUACCUGUUCUGGUUCCAAGUGCACUUUGCGAUUCUGUCUCGAUCGGGUCCUGGCGACGAUUUCAUGACUCCGGCCUUCCAGGAGACGCUCUCGGACAACCUCAUGUCGCAAAAUGCUGUGAGCAUUGAGUACUUUGACAACAUCUCCAUGCGUCACAAGGACACCAAGGUUUAUCUGCACUCGCAUGUGGACAAGUACCCGCUUCGCUACGAUGAUGGCCGCGUUUCGUCUCAGGGUCAGCAGGUUACUGGAUACCCUCACAACGACACCAACAACCUGUGGCAGAUUCUCCCGUCGAAUGGUGUGGAAGGCACGGGUCACAAGGUCAGGACUGGCGACCACGUUCGUCUUCGCCAUCUCGUCACCGAUUCUUACCUGCUCACUCACGAUGUUGCGUCUCCCUUCUUCCCUACCAACCAGGAAUUCACCGCAGUCCCAAUCGAGCAGGCGAAUGGAGAUCGAUACAACGACACUCUCUUUGAGAUUCGUGUCGACGAGAAGAAGAUUGGACAGGAGUUCAAGACACUCGCAUCGCAUUUUAAGCUCGUCCACGUUCCUACCAAGGUCGCCAUGUGGACGCACACCAAGCCUUUGCCUGACUGGGGUUACAAGCAAGCCGAGAUCAAUGGCAACAAGAAUGCCGCGCAGACGUCGAACUUGUGGUACGCCGAAGACAUCCAGGGCAUUCCGGCCGACUCGCCUCGAUUGGUCAAGACGAUCCGCAAGCCCAAGAGCAUGCCAUUCUUGAAGAAGUAUAUUGAGGUCCAGCGGGCCAUGUUCUACCACAACAACGCGUUGACAUCGUCUCACCCGUACGCAUCGCAGCCAAUUCAGUGGCCAUUCCUUCUCCGCGGCGUCAGCUUCUGGACGGAGAACGAGACCAAGCGUCAAAUCUACUUUAUGGGCAAUCCUCUCGGAUGGUGGUUCGCAUCGUCGGUUUUGGCGAUCUUCGCCGGCAUUCUGUUCGCGGAUCAGAUGUCUGUCCGCCGUGGCGUCGACGCUCUUGACAGACGCACUCGGUCUCGUCUCUACAACAGCACGGGUUUCUUCUUCCUCGUUUGGGGCGCCCACUACCUUCCCUUCUUCAUCAUGGGUCGCCAACUCUUCUUGCACCACUACCUGCCAGCACACUUGGCUUCCUGUCUCGUGGCCGGCGCGAUUGUUGAAUUCGUCUUCAACAUCGAGCCGCAAGACCUCACCCGCGUGUCCUCAACCAACCCUAUCACGGACGGCAAGAAGGACAGCGCUGCGCAAGCUGCUCAGCGCGCCAAGCCGAUCCGCGAACGUAUUGCGGGUCAGAGCUUGAUGGCGACGUGGGCGGCGAGUGGAGUGUUGGUUUCGAUACUGGUGUGGAGUUUCUGGUACUUUAGCCCGUUGACGUACGGCAAACCCGGAUUGACCGUUGCGCAAGUGUUGGCAAGGAAGUGGUUGAACUACGACUUCCACUUUGCGAAGUAGAUUGGUGGGAUGUAAUGGGAUUGCAUGGCGGUGACUGGAGUCGGGCAGUUUCUACUGUGAGAGCGUCGAAAACCGGAGUAUUGGCUAGAUUGGGGAUGGGUCUUUUACUGUAAGAACACAGAGAAGCACUGGAACGCAGGACGGAAAAUGAAACUGUAACAACAAUAUGAAGAGCGAUGCCUUCGCUUGACCCGAAGGAGGCAA